Molecule: messenger RNA, 2197 nt
Organism: Crotalus tigris (Tiger rattlesnake)
Lineage: Eukaryota; Metazoa; Chordata; Lepidosauria; Squamata; Viperidae
Product: GTPase IMAP family member 5-like
Exons: 2
Coding region: 77-877 (266 amino acids)
Molecular function (GO): GTP binding
Source: RefSeq, a predicted model, not a curated record
GGUUCUGCUUUCUCCCCCCCCCCCCUUUGCAGGUAUUUUGCAUUGCUGGCAGAUCUGAACUCGCCUCCUGAAAGAGAUGGACGCCGAGAGAGGGGAGGACGCCGACUUCCGGCUGAUCCUGGUCGGAAAGUCCGGAGGCGGGAAGAGCGCCACGGGCAACACCAUCCUCGGCCAGAGGGCCUUCGACUCCAUCUUGGCUGCAAGGAACACCACCCUGAGGUGCCAAAAGGGCCAAGGAACUUGGCAGGGCAUGAAGAUCUCCGUGGUCGACACGCCCGGCAUUUUCGAUUCGGACAACUACACGGAGAUUGUGCGACGCGAGAUCAUGGCUUGCGUUCAGCUCUCCUGGCCCGGCCCCCACGCCCUGAUCUUGGUGACCCAGGUGGGGCGCUUCUCUGCCGAGGACGCCGCCGCCGCCAUGUAUGUCCGGGAUAUCUUUGGGCCCGAGUCCGCCAGGCACACGAUCGUCCUCUUCACCUGCCUGGAGGAUCUGGGCGGGGAUCCCCUGGAGGAGUACGUCCAAAAGUCCGACAAUCGGAAUUUGCAGGAUCUGAUCUGGCAGUGCCGGAACCGCUACUGCGGCUUCAACAACACGGCCGCCGGAGCCGAGCGGGAGAGGCAGGUCUCGGAGCUGAUGGAGACGGUGCAGAGAGUCGUUUUUGAAAACGGGGGGAGAUCCUACGUCAACCAGCUGUACUUGGAGCCCCACCUGCGUGACGAGCAUGUCAAGCGGUUCGUCGAGCAGAACCGAAACGCCCGCCAAAGGUUCAGCCACCCGAUCUUCCUUCCGCUCUGGUUGGCCUUUUGCAUUUUCAAGAGGUUGUUUUCCCGCGUCAGGAAAGCGUUUGUCGUUGUGUACCGCUACUUAUUCUCUUAAGGUUCGAAUUACGGCUUCACGUUGCCUCCUGGUCACAAAACGAUGUAGCAGCUCGUCCGCGACUUACGACCGCAAGAGAGCCCCAAAUUUCUGUCCCUAAUGUGUUCAGUGAGUUUUUUUGACCCCCUUGAUGACCGGCCUUACCCCGGUUCUUAAGCGAGUCACUGCAAUUGAUAAAUUAGUCCCUUGGUCGUCAAGGGAAUCUCGCUUCCCCGUUGACUUUGCUUGUUCGCAAAAAGGGGAAUCGCGGGACCUCCGGGACGCUGCAAUCGUCGUAAAUACGAGUCAGUUGCCAAACGUCUGAAUUUUGAUCACGCGACCCCGGGACGCUGCGACCGUCCUAAAUACGAGUCGGUUGCCAAGUGUCCGAAUUUUGAUCAUGCGACCCCGGGACGCUGCGACCGUCCUACAUACAAGUCGGUCGCCAAGUGUCCGAAUUUUGAUCACGUGACUCCGGGGAUGGUGCGGCGGUCAUAAAAGUGUAGAAACUGGUCGUCAGUCACUUUUUUUCAGUGCCGCUGUAACUCUGCACGGUCCCUAAGCAAACUGUUGUAAGUUGAGGACUAUCCUGUAAUUUUUGUUCCCCUUUGUUCGAGAAGUAUACAAUCCAAGAUGCGCGGGAACGUCUUUUCUUGUUCUGUGUCCGCUUCUCUCUUUUCCUUGGCCGGCCGAAACGGGGCUGGGGGUGUCCGCCGGGGGUCUUCCCAACCUUUCCUGGACUCAGUGAGAGAAGCGGAUGCUCAUUUUUGAAGAUUUCCCUCUGUCUUCCCCAAGGAUAGCAGAAUCGUGUCCUUCUCCAUGCCGCCGUAGGCCUUGCCCUCAUCCCAAGUAUGGCGGUAGCAAAGGAGCCUUUUCCCGCUUAAUCCGACAGUAUCCCAGAUGGGUGAAAUCAGUUCUACACGUAGUCCUCAACUUAACAACACUUUCAGUGGCCGUUCAAAGUUACAAUGGCACGCAAAAAAAGUGACUGACGAUCGGUUUUCCCGUGACCUUUGCAACAUACCCCAUGAUCACAUAGUCUACAUUCGGAUGCUUGAGAACUGACUCGUAUUUAUGACGGUUGCGGUGUCCUGGGAUCGUGUGAUCCUCUUUAGCGACCUUCCGACACGUCAAGUCAAAGGACCAGGUGGAUGUGAGACGGGAUAAGACGAGACAAACUAAGAGGAAGUCUCGUGGAAUUGCGCAGCAGUUGUCCAGAAGAAAUUGGAGACACUUAACAUAACCCGGUUGAGUUUUCCGUAUUAUAAAUGUAUUUCCCGCUCUAAUUUAGAGAGGUAUUAUAAAUGUAUUUCCGUAUUAUAAAUGUAUUUCCCGCUCUAA